AUGUGUAGUGCAUUCUCCAUACCUGGUGUGACUCUAGAAGGACUUAGAUUAUAUCUUUUCUCGUAUACACUGCGGGAUGAAGCAAAGAGGAGGGCUCAGUCGUUAGAGCCAGAUGAGAUUAAUGCAUGGGAUCAGUUGGUUGAAAGACAAUUAGUGAAGAGUUGUUCGUAUAUCGGGAUUCCCGAUUGCAUUCUGAUGGAGACUUUUUACAAUGGCUUGGAUCAACCAACGCAAGUAGUUGUUGAUGCCUCCGCAGGAGAAGGAUUGAUGGACAGGUCGUAUACGGAAGCAAAGAGCAUCUUAGAUUGCAUUUCGCGAAAUUCAGAUGAAUGGUUAGAUACUGGGCUUGAGGAAAGAGGUUUAGAGCAAGAAAGAGCAGAAGGUGUUGUUGUACCAACUGAUACAAUGAACACCCUGAUAGACCAGAUGACCACAAUGACCUCGCUCCUUCAAACUAUGGCUAAUCAGCAAAGACAUCUCUCUCAUGAAUCAGCGCAAGUCAAUGCGUUGACACACGUGGCCGCAAUGAAUUGCGUUCAAUGUGGAGAGGGACAUUUAGCGGAAGUCUACCCGUGGAAUCAGCAAUUCGUAUACUCUAUCUACAAUGAUCCGUUCGGCAACACCUACAACCCUGGUUGGCAGAAUCACCUAACUUUCAGUUGGGACGAGAAUCACAACCAGGGGAGCCAAAGUGAUCAUCAGAACAAUUAUCAAGGGAAUCGAGGCAAUCCUCCGGUCUUCAUUAAUCAGGAUCACAGCUCAGGUAAUUUUCAAAUUAUACAACCCUAUGACCAACCAUUCUUUUCGGACAGCUCUUACAGUACCUCUUCUCUGGAAACAUUGUUGAAACAUUAUAUCGAGAAUAGCGAGGCAAUUAGGCAAUCACAUGCUUCUUCCCUUAGAGUGCUAGAGGAGCAGGUUGAACAACUUGCGAUUGAACUUAAGAAUAAAACACAUGGUAUGCUGCCCAGUAGUUCGGGAGUAUCGGAGCCACGUGAUAAAGAACAAUGUCAAGCAGUGACAUUGAGAAGUGGUAAAACAACAGUCCCCGUGCCACCUGUACCAGAUUCAAUGUCAAGACCAGUAGAUUUAACCACCACGAUGACCAGUCAACCAUUAAUGACAGAAUCACCAAUUCAGAAUGCGCUGUUUCAAAACAACAUCCCCACCAAAAUGAAAGAUCCUGGGAGUUUCACAUUGCUCUGCUCAAUAGGAGGGAAGAAGGUCGGAAAUGCACUGUGUGAUUUAGGGGCAAGUAUAAACUUAAUGCCCUUGUCGAUCUUCAAGAAGCUAAAUAUCGGCAAUGCAAGACCAACCACAAUUACAUUGCAGUUGGCCAAUAGAUCGAUAAUGCAUCCCGAGGGCAAGAUAGAGGAUGUACUCCUGCAAGUAGAUAAGUUCAUCUUCCUUGUUGACUUUAUCAUAUUAGAUUAUGAAGCUGACAGAGAGGUGCCUAUCAUCUUGGGUCACUCAUUUCUUGCAACAGGAUGUUGGACCGACUUGCUGGGAAUGAAUUCUUCUAAUUUCUUGACGGAUACUCAGGGUAAAACCAAAUUGCAAUUGCGCUGGAGGAUCAAGAUAAGACAACCUUCACGUGCCCAUUUGGCACGUUUGCAUUCCAUCGUAUGCCGUUUGGACUCUACAAUGCACCAGAUCGCAAGGCCCCUAAGUGUGCUUCUUGAGGCUGGUCAUGAAUAUGACUUUGUUGAUGCGUACACUGAAGCAUUCCACACAUUGAAAGAUGCACUCAUCACUGCACCCAUUCUGAUUACGCCGAAUUGGACGCCACCGUUUGCAUUGAUGUGUGAUGCCAGUGGAUAUGCAGUGGGCACAGUUUUGAGUCAGCGCAAGGACAAGGAGAAAGAAAAAGACAUUGAAGAAAGAUUCCCUGAUGAGUUACUGAUGUUGGUAGGUAUUAAUGUUCAAUGGUAUGCGGACAUUGUAAACUUCAUCGUUUGCAGCCAAGUACCAGAAGACUAUACUUACCAGUAG
Molecule: messenger RNA, 1992 nt
Organism: Benincasa hispida (wax gourd)
Lineage: Eukaryota; Viridiplantae; Streptophyta; Magnoliopsida; Cucurbitales; Cucurbitaceae
Source: RefSeq, a predicted model, not a curated record